AUGUCAGUUUCAAAUGCCAGUAAAUCCAGCAAGGCUGGUACUUCCAGUUCAAUUAGUAGUACUAGGCUCAAGGCAGCUGCUACUUUAGCAGGCCUUCAGGCAGAAGCCGCAAGCAGGAUAGCAUUGAAAGCCAUUGAAGAGGAAGAGUUUAGACUUGCUCAGCGUAAGCGAGACUGCGAACUCCAGCUGGAAAUUGCCAAGGCAGAGGCAGAGAAAAGGGCUCUGGGAGACAUUGAACAAUCUUCACAUGAAGAGGAGCCUAAGCUAAGUUUACAUGGGUCGACGGCUGCAGAGAAGGUGGAUCAGUGGUUAACUGGUAACCCGCAGCCAUCUGCUCCAGUGCAACCAUCAUCGCCCAUGGCAGCGAUUCCUUUGCAACGUGAGAUGAUUGACACGUUGCUCUUGCCGAAGUGUGAGCUGGUCAAGUUCAAUGGGGACCCUCUUGAAUACUGGAUCUUCAUCUCUAGCUUUGAUGCAGCUGUUGGCAACACCAGCGUUGGGGCCAGCGCCAAGCUAAAUCGCCUGUUCCAGUAUUGUUGCGGAGAGGCGCUGGCAGUUAUCAGAUGUUGUGCUGUCAUGCAGCCGGAUGAGGGCUACACAAAGGCAAGAGCAUUGCUACGUGAACGCUUUGGUAACGAUUACAGGAUUUCGGAAACUUGGGUCAGUAAACUUACAGAGGGCCCGCGCAUCCUGCCAGGGGAUUGCAGAGGUAUCCAGAAGUUAGCUGACGAUCUUCGAAGUUGCACACUCACUCUGACAGCGAUGAAAAAGCUUGGAGAAGUUGACACUAAAAGGAGCCUUAGCCUCAUCGUAAAGAGACUGCCACAAUUCGUGCAGGGUAAAUGGCGUUCGAAAGCUGUGGGCAUUCUGGACAAGACUGGCCACUACCCCGAUGUUGCAGAACUUGUCAAGUUUAUCAGCAAAGUAGCUCGAGAGGCAAAUGAUCCUGUUUAUGGUUUGGAGGACCGGCACAGCAAUGAGAAAUCACCCAAGAAGAAGGGAUCCAACUAUAAUAUCCAAGCCACCAGUGAGGUCGACCACAGGUCUCGGGUUGGGACUGACUCGCCCAAGCAUCAAUGUGGCAAGAACGAAUUGGUGAAGAAGACAGCUUGUCCAUUGUGCUCUGGGGGACAUGCACUCGCGGCAUGCAACAACUUUGGUAAGAUGUCUCCUACUGACCGAGUCAAAGUGGCGAGUGAAAACAAGCUGUGUUUCAACUGUCUCUGCAGUAGGCAUUUUUCAAGGCAGUGUAAAGCAGCUCCCUGUGGUUUUCAAGGAUGUAGAGGAAAACACUCGAGGUUGUUACAUGGUGUAUUCCAGAGAGCGAAUUCUGAAGAUGGAGGUGCUCCUAAAGAAUCGCCUGAUGAUCAGAAAGUCGGAGCAACAAGUCUCGCUUGUGGGUCCAGUCAAGAACACUCCAAGAUAGCCCUACCAGUUGUCGCCGUGAUGGUGAGAGGUGCGGGUAGUGGGGAGUGGCUCAAGACAAAUGCUCUUCUUGAUCCCGGGAGCAACAGGUCGUUCUGCUCAAUGGAGUUAGUGAAAAUGCUGGGUGUAAAGGGCACCCCACAGUCUUUGUCUCUGGACACGUUGAACGAGAAUGCACAGGUUCAAACAGUUGUGCUUUCGUUGGACGUGUCUGGAAUUGUCGGCAAGGCCCAUACCAGAAAGUCUUUCUGCAUACCAGAGAUUCACGCUCUGAAAGAGUUUCCCACUCUGCGAGAUUCCUGCGCUACCCUUGAAGAUGUGAGGAAGUUCAAACACUUGAGAGACAUUCCUGUUCCAUGCGUGGCUAAAGAUGGUGUAGCGAUUCUCAUUGGACAAGAUGCCCCACAGGCCCUGGUUCCAUUAGAGGUGAGGCGUGGUGCGGAAGGCGAACCCUACGCAGUCAGAACCUGCCUUGGAUGGACGGUGAAUGGACCGUUAGCCAGUGGGAGUCCAGCAGCAGCAGUGUCCAACUUUGUUCAAGGCGGCCUUGAAGCUCAGGUCGAGCGAUUUUGGAAGCUUGACACUGCAGACCUAUCAGAUGACAGAACCAUGUCACUGGAUGACAAGAAGGCAGUCAAGACAUGGAAUGACUCAGUCAAUCUUGUUGAUGGCCACUACCAGUUAGACAUACCAUUCAAGUCGGACACUCCCGAUUUGCCUGAGAACAGGAUUGUUGCAGAAAGGCGCUUGCAAUCCCUUGCCAAGCGGUUUACCAAGGACCCCGGUUUGCACUCAAGAUACUGUGCAGAGAUACAAAAUCUGUUGAGCAGAGGGUUUGCUGAGAGGGUGCCUGAGCACGAGCUGGCAUCAUCAACGGGACGAACUUGGUACUUACCUCAUCACUGUGUUCUGAACCCCAACAAGCCUGAAAAGCUUAGAGUUGUGUUCGAUUGCGCUGCUAGAUGCUGUGGCACUUCGUUAAAUGACAGAGUAUUACAGGGGCCGGACAUGAUGAACAAGUUAGUUGGAGUCCUUACCCGAUUCCGAGAGCACAAAGUUGGAUUGAUGGGAGACAUCGAGCAGAUGUUUCAUCAGGUUGGAGUCUCCAAGGAACACAGAGAUGUGUUACGAUUCCUAUGGUGGCCUGAAGGGGAUGCUACUCGACCUCCUGAAGUGUUUCGUAUGACGGUCCACCUUUUCGGAGGGGUAUGGAGUCCGAGUUGCGCUGCAUUUGCUCUGCGGCGAACGGCAGAUGACAACGAGGAUAUGUUCAGCAGUGAUGCAGUCCAGGCGGUAAAAGAGAACUUCUACGUUGAUGAUCUUCUUAAAUCCUUCAAGUCGGAGGAUGAUGCAUCAUUCAUGGUGAAGCAGCUGACGCACCUUCUAGCUAAAGGUGGCUUCCACUUGACUAAGUGGAUCUGCAGUAGCAGAAAGGUCAUGGAUUCCGUACCGACGGCUGAAAGAGCCAAGACAGUCACCGACUUGGACCUUGAUCAUGAACGUCUUCCUGUGGAAAGGGCCUUAGGAGUACGUUGGGAUACCGAAGGUGAUCAGAUUGGAGUCAAGAUAAAGUCAAGGCGAGGAUGUCACACUAAGAGAGGUCUGUUAAGCAUUCUGAGCUCCGUUUACGAUCCUCUUGGGUGCGUGUGUCCAUUUGUUCUGUUGGCCAAGCUCAUGUUCCAAAAUGAGUGUAGAAUAGUUGGGAAGGGCUGGGAUGAGCCAUUGGAAGUCAGUACGCAAGAUCAGUGGACCAGGUGGCUGGAUGAUCUUCCCAAGCUGGAGCAGUUUUCAGUUGAUAGGUGUCUGAUUCCUGGUGAUUUUGGAAUUGUUGAGGAAUGUCGUUUGCAUCAUUUUGCUGACGCUUCACAAGAUGCCUAUGGCUCCGUUUCUUUUGCCCGCUUUGUCAACACUGACGGUGAUAUUCACUGCAGCUUUCUGAUUGGCAAAUCACGACUCGCUCCGUUGAAGACCAUGACUAUCCCUAGACUAGAGCUGUCUGCUGCAGUUAUUGCAGUGAAGAUGGACCAGAUGCUCAGAAGAGAACUAAGGGUUCAGGUGAAAGGGUCAACGUUCUGGACAGACAGUACGGUGGUACUCCAGUACAUAAGUAACCAAUCAAAGCGUCUCCAAACAUUUGUUGCAAACAGAGUUGCCACAAUUCAUGAUGGAUCUACCGCCAGUCAGUGGAGAUAUGUCAAUACACAGCAGAAUCCUGCUGACGAUGCAUCUAGGGGGCUCGAUGCCCAGAGUAUGCUUGACAAGAUAAGAUGGAGAAAGGGUCCUGAUUUCUUGUGGCAGACUGAGGACAGUUGGCCUGUGACUCCACAAAUUCCUAGUCUGCAGGAAAAGGACAAGGAAGUGAGAAAGAUAGCACUGUCCCGAGCCAUAGAUGUCGUUGAUCAGGAUGACCCCACUCACAGGUUGAUCAGCAGAUACUCGUCUUUGUAUCGUCUCAAAAGGGCGGUCGCAUGGGUGCUCCGCUUCAUAAAGUGGCUGCGACUCCAUAGGCCAAGGAACCUGGAUAAUGGAGAUAAGGGAAACCAGAGGUUGACUGUGGGUGAACUGCAAGAUGCAGAGCUGGCCAUAAUCAGGAGCGUUCAGAGAAGGCACUACAAGAAGGAGUUCCGUGAUUUGUUGGCGGGAAAGACUUCGUUCGUCAUGCACAUGAAUUGCUAUCUGGCCAUUCGGGCAAAGAGCAUGUGCUCUCUGUGA
This is a messenger RNA of Patiria miniata (bat star), 4137 nucleotides long. RefSeq lists its product as uncharacterized. The record is from RefSeq and is a predicted model, not a curated record. Lineage: Eukaryota; Metazoa; Echinodermata; Asteroidea; Valvatida; Asterinidae. The transcript has 2 exons. The coding region runs from base 1 to 4137 and encodes 1378 amino acids.